AUGCACGCAGGCCUUGCCGACUGCAAACCAUUCGAAAAUUCAGCCACUCUUUUCAACAAUGGAAUGGAAACAGCCAUUCUAAUAUUUUCUGUUUUGGACGAAACUGCCUCUGAUCAACCAAAAUAUAUUAAUCACAUUUCCACCGAAUUUACACAAAUUGGAUUACUUCCUCCUUCAAUGCUUGCUAACAAAUUCAUUCAUGACAUUCCGAAUAUUUCAUCACGUCAACCAAGAGUUGAAUAUUUACGAAGUGAUGGAAAAUUCAACGAUGCGAAACAUUUGUUUAUUGCCUUCUUUUCCAAAUCGUAUUUUGAUCAAACUAAACCGAAUGAUGAUUUUGUAAAGAGGUUGUUUUCAAGAAUUUACUGUGAUAUUGAACAAUAUCAAAUUAAACAUUUGAUUAUGGAACAAUUGGUUUUACCAGAUACCGAGGCACAUUUUGAAUGGAAUAAGGUAUUGAGAAAUUGUGAAAUGUGGAAGAGUUCACUCAUGAAUUACUUUUCAGAGCUUGAUAAUUGUUUGAUUAUGUGUCCAAAAGAAUGUGUGUGGAAUCAUUAUUUGAAUGAGUGUAAAACUGUUUCAACUGUUAUGAGUUAUAAUGUAUUGGCCCAAAGUUAUACAUCCACACAUUAUAAUUAUUGUAAACCUUAUAUUGGAUUUGGUGUGAGAACUCCAAAAAUUGUUUCAUUGGUGGAUUCAAUUCAAGCUGAUAUUCAAAUGUAUCAGGAAAUGGAAAAGGACAUGCUUCAACAGUUGACUAAACCUCACCAUCACGUCUUAUUCAAACCAAAGGAAGGAAGAAAGGAAGGACUUGCCAUCAUUAUUGACAAACGAGUGUGGGACAUCACAAAGGAAGGCAGUAACAAGUUGGCUCUAAACCAUCCUCAAGAUAUGAUUUUCGUAGCAUGUCGACACAAGUUCACUAAGAAAACACUUCUGGUUGUGUGUACUCACUUACUUGGUGAUCCAAAGCAAUUAGAUAUCCAAACAGAACAAGCCAAAGUCCUAGCCAAUCGUUCAGAUAUGACCAAACUAGAAUGUGCAUGUGAAAAUGUCAUUAUCGGUGGUGAUUUCAAUGCCUCACAAGAAUCUCAAGCUUAUCAAGUUGUUGAGCAAGCUGGUUUCAAGAGUGCAAUCAAGGAAAUUCAUGGAAAGGAACCUACCAUCACAUUCAAUACUGAUGCCAUUCACCGAUCCAUUGAUUACUUGUGGUACAAUUGCUCUACUAUCAUGCCUUCAACCUGCACAAUUUUCAAUCAGAAACAAAUUGAAAUCAAGAAGGAAGAAGCUCUUCCAAAUCAUCAAUAUGGCUCGGACCACAUUCCAAUAUUUGCCAAAUUUGUGUUGAAUUAA
This is a messenger RNA of Naegleria gruberi, 1353 nucleotides long. RefSeq lists its product as uncharacterized. The coding region runs from base 1 to 1353 and encodes 450 amino acids. The record is from RefSeq and is a predicted model, not a curated record. Gene Ontology annotation, molecular function: poly(A)-specific ribonuclease activity. The transcript has a single exon. Lineage: Eukaryota; Heterolobosea; Eutetramitea; Acrasida; Naegleriidae.